GUGAGAGCAGGCCACUCUUGAGAAUCAUGGAGCAUUGAAUCAAAAGUCAAUCCAGUGAGAUCUGCAUACAUCCUAAUGUCAUUGAUAGCAUCGUGGAUUGAAUACAAGAUGGCUGAAACUCUGAGCAUCAUACUUGGAGUAGAUAAUGCUUCAAAAUUAACUCUGCCCACUGGGAUACCAGUACAGGACCUCAAAGGAGAGAUUAGAAGAAAGUUUGGCUUGUCUGGAAAUUUCAGGCUGCAGUGCAGUCACAUUGAAUUUGACAAUGAGUUUGUGAACUUGACAGUGUCUUCAGAAAUCAAAGACAAGACCACAGUUAAAGUUAUUUACUUGCCAAAUGAAUCAGACACAACUCUGCCUCAUACUGCUUUGCAAGAGUUAGAUGACAGUCUUUAUUGUCCUCAUCAUCAGACACAGACUUACUUUCCUCCAAUGAAUCUACAUCUUCAGAUUCUUCCCUUAGAUCACAGCCAUGGCUCCCAAACUUCCAAAUACCUCAGUUCAGUUAUGAGGACCAAGGAUCGGUCACUGGCUACUACAGAUGGAAACUACCACACUACACCAAGAAACACAGGCUGCCCAGAGUUGAGUGUAAAGGCUGUAAAAGAAAAGCGCGGUGCCACAAGUCAAGGUCCUAACCGGGUAAAGAAGCCACGGAGAGCAGAAGUCAACUACUAUCCUUAUUACCCUACAGGUGAGACUACAGAAAGCCUUGAGAAGGAAAGGCAAGCAUUUAUGCUAGAGGUGAAGAAAAGGAACAACCCACAGCCAAUCUAAAGUGAAAUGGAAAGAACCCUUUGUCUACAGAAGACAGGAAGUCAUUGAAGAUAUGCCUUUUAUAGCAGAGCUCAAAAACAGAUGACCAGCUCUCUUUUCUGAGAGUCAGAUAAACGCAGAAUUCACCUACAUCACCACAGUGCCCUUGAUGUCAACCUUUAUGUACCAGUAAAUUCCAAUGAUGUUGGGAAAACAGAAUACGAUGAUUUGCAAAUCAUUUUCAACCUAUACUCAAUUGAAUA
Molecule: messenger RNA, 1019 nt
Organism: Pygocentrus nattereri (red-bellied piranha)
Lineage: Eukaryota; Metazoa; Chordata; Actinopteri; Characiformes; Serrasalmidae
Exons: 4
Coding region: 76-777 (233 amino acids)
Source: RefSeq, a predicted model, not a curated record